Molecule: messenger RNA, 660 nt
Organism: Anopheles darlingi
Lineage: Eukaryota; Metazoa; Arthropoda; Insecta; Diptera; Culicidae
Product: astacin-like
Exons: 4
Coding region: 1-660 (219 amino acids)
Biological process (GO): proteolysis
Molecular function (GO): metalloendopeptidase activity; zinc ion binding
Source: RefSeq, a predicted model, not a curated record
AUGAACACCUUCUGGGAGAAAAAACAUCCGGUAUUGAACCCCGAAUGUUCUACUUCGGCACUUCAUUACGGAAACGUGAUGCAGAACGUUCUACCGAAAAACUAUCGAUGGUCAAAUGCCACCAUACCGUACAUGUUCGAUGAACCAUUGAUUACGAUGGAAGUGUUGCACAGUAGUACUUGUGUACGGUUCGUGGAAAGAAGUCACGAGGUGCAACAUGUCUUGAUCACGGGCGAUGAAACCAGUGGAUGUUGGGCUGAUACAGGUCGACAGGCAAGCACUACGUACUUGAACCUUCCAUGGUACUGCACACAAUCAAUCGGAUCGAUCCUGCACGAGCUGAUGCACGCACUAGGAUUCCUUCAUCAGCACACCCGUCCAGAUCGGGAUCGGUAUGUGUGUGUUCUGUACGAAAAUGUGCUACCCGAGUCAACCGCUUUGUACAACUACGAGAUCGUGAAACCUUGGACUGAUCUGGCUUUUCCGUUACCGUACGAUUUCGAAAGCAUCAUGCACUAUACCCCAGACAUGUACAGCGUAGCACCGGGACGUUCAUUAACGAUGGUACCACGGUACCCCUGGAACGUCACGGAGCUAGGCCAGCGUAAUCAUCUGACGGAGCUUGACGUACUGGCAAUACAUUUUGUUUAUUGCGUUUAA